AUGUCGACGAUGACGAGGUUUCAGGAUCCGCUUGUAGCAUUCCCACCAGAGCUUGUGCUGCGCAUAAUAUCAGAAUUAGAUGUUAGCAGUUUAUCAGCGAUGCGUGAAUGCAGUAAAUCUUGGAACACAUUUGUAGACGUACACGAGGAAGUUCUUUUCACGCUUAUUAGAGAUAAACAAGGUAGAUUGUUUGAGGAUGCAUUGAAUACACUUGAGAGCGUUGGCGGGGGAUACGAUAAGUGUAAUAAUUGGAGAGAUCUUUUCAUCAAUGACAAUAAAGUUCAAUCUAAUAUCAAAUCUAAUCAUCCAAAGAUUUUUGAGCGUUUCGUAAACACUGGUAUGACCCUUACUUGGAGAUUUAAGCCGGAUUUUGAUUUGAAUUUCGUUGUCAUCACUGCACAUCAAGGUGGAGUCAAAGUCUUUGAUUUAAAUACUUCAGAAGCUCUAUGGGAAAUUCCAGAGGAAGAAGUACGCCCGCACGCACACCUCGAAUAUUCCAAUGGUCACUUCUGUAUCGAUCGCUUUGGAAAUGCUUUGGAGGUUUGGAGGAGAAAUGACAUUGAAAAUGCUUAUAGAGGUGAGCAUGAUGAGAUGCUCCCAGAGAAUCGUGGUCAUUUCACUCGCGUUGCCAUUCUACCCCAUGAAAGAGAGACUAGAGGUUUUCAAUUAGACUACCCACACCUCUCCGUUGUUUCUAGUGAAGGUCACGGAUAUCUCUACGACGUAUCAGGCACACCUAGUUUAAUCCGUCAGGUUGAUAUCGAACGAGGCGCAAUUGGUCACCUCGAUCAGUGUCCAGCUGCUAUUGUCUUCUCGAUUGGCACAAAUGGCUAUCACUUCCACAGCAAAACUGAUGGUAGACUGAUGGGUACAUUUCCACCUCAGGAAAGCAAUCUCACUCCUGCUAACUACUUCCACGCCCAUCACCCUCAACCACCAAUGCCAGGUGGUAGCGCUGGUACUGAGAAUAUACCUGCUCCAAGUCAGCAUGUCGAGAAUACACGACUCGGAAAUGGAACACUCCAAGAAAAUCCACCUUCGAGACCUAGAACGCACGAAAUGGCAAGUCUUCAAGGUGACGAUUGGGGAGCAGGUAUGAUAGAUGGACCGUACUUUGUCGGAAUAAGUAGGUCAGGUAGAUUAGUACUGUGCUCAGAUUGGGAAGCUACACUCGCAACACCCUCAUUGGCAUCGCAAACGGUCAGCGUACUUGAGUCGGAGACUGAUGACUCGAGGUUUGAUCUCGGAGGCUGGCUAAGUGUGAGGCACGGAAAGGUGCUAUUCGAAGUUUCUGAUAGGAUAUAUAUCCUCCAUUUACCACCUCAAGGAGAGUUGUUAAAUCCAGCGACAGCACCACCAAUACAAACAGUACCUUCAAACUCAUACGCACAACUUCCAGUGCCGAUUAGUUACAUGUCGGUGCACUCUGAUGCUGUCAUGUCUACAUACGCCACACUACUAUUCAAUGCGGUGAGAAUUGGAGUGGCGAAACACAUAAGAAUUCUUUCAUUCGCAGGUGAAGUGGAUGAUAGUAGUAAGUGGAUAGAUCCGCAGUCUCCUGAAAAUGAGGAUCCUCAUAGAAAUUUUAUACUGGAAGUAAUGCAAGAUAAUGCCAACAUGCUGGUACCAGAAGAUGAAGAUGAAAUAGAGAAUAUAAUAGAAGAUUUUGAUCAAGACGAGCAGGAUUGGGAGGAUGUAAGUGAGGAGAACUCAUCCGCAACUCAACUUUCCUCUCCUCCAGCCUCACCUGCUCAUCGAUUCAUUUCUAUCCACGAAGCUUCUCAUUUCGAUCGCAGGCAAUCAGCAGCUCAAGCAGCCCCAGGAAUUCCAAUUACUCCUUCCUCUGAAUCUUACCUACCAUUUCCACGUUCAGCUUCACCAGCACCUGCAACUCUAGCCCCUUCUCCAUCUCUCUCACACGCCGUCGUUAGCUCCCCGCUAGCUGUACACGCAACUCUCUCUCCACCAGCCACACCUUCACUAGCAAAGAGACCUCUCAACCCAAUCACUCAUAGCCCACGUUCGUCCAUUGCCUCUGUUACUUCCCCAACCCACAGGCAAUCUAUGGCUCUCGCUGUCUCUUUGUCCUUGGCUGGUAGCGUCGCCUCUUCUAGAUGUUCCUCUAGUUCCGCUCAAUCUCGUCUUUCUUCUAGAAGGUCUUCUCUCAGUGACUACCCUUCAAAAUGGUCAGAUGAAGGCGGUGACGAAAGAGACAGCGACGAUGAUCAAGGCUGCGAUAUUUUUAAACUCGGUGAUGUCUUUGGUGAAGGUUACGAUUUUCAAGGUCAACCUGUUAGAUCUGUUGAAUUAGGCACUCAAACUCAACAAAGAUUAACUGACAGACCAAAGAAGAUGGAAGUUGUUAAAAAAUUAGGUACUGGCUCUUACGCUGCUGUUUACGCGAUGAAAGAAAUUCUUCAAUCCGAUCACGAUUCAGAUGAGGAUGAUUUCGAAUUAUCUGGCGUACCUAACAAAAAUGUUAACAAGGGUGGACAACCAAGAAUGUUUGCUUUAAAGGCUUUAUCAAAGAAGAAUCUGGAUGAUUCUCAACUUGAAAUUCAAAUGUAUGAGGCGAGGAUACAUCAAUCUCUACCGGUAAACCAAAACAUUGUCACGCUUUAUCACACACUUGAAACUUCCAAUUGGUUAUUUUUGUUGAUGGAGUACUGUCCAGGUCAAGAUCUUUACUAUUGGUUACAAGGUAGAUUAGAUGAAUCUAGUCUGGAUUUAGAUGAAGAAUCUGAUCAAGAAGUCAGCAUGUCCAAUGAAAUGACUCCUUCUGCCUCCACGUUAGCUGCUACUCCUUUAGCUAGAAACGGUCACUCUCUAAUGGAUAAAUAUUUGGGUGGAGUAGGCAACAAAACUCCUUCAACUCCCUCUUUGUUGGCAAAUGUUGACACAAGAAAUACUAUGGAAGGUAGAGCCAGACUCAGACUCAUCUCAAGAAUGUUCGAAUCAAUGUGUGAAGCUGUGGCAGUUUGUCAUGAUAACGGUAUAAGUCACAGAGAUAUCAAGCCAGAGAACUUUAUUGUGACUGACGGUGUGGAUGUCAUUCAACUUGGCGAUGGUAGAACUAAAAAGGAGAGAAAGGUUAUUUGCAAGCUAACUGAUUUUGGUCUUUCCACCUUCGAUACUCAGUCAUCUGACUUUGAUUGUGGCAGCAAGUCAUAUAUGGCGUUUGAAUGUCGCAAUAAUCUUAACCCAACUUACAAUCCAAAACCAGCUGAUGUAUGGUCACUUGGUAUAGUACUCCUCAAUAUGCUCUUUAAGCGUAAUCCAUGGGGCGAACCAAGUGUUGAAGCAGAUGAGUCAUUCGACUACUAUUGCCAGGAUCCUCAAAUGUUCUUGACUGGUGCAUUUGCUUUAACUGAACCAGCAGCUGAAUUUUUGGCAAAGAAUGUCUUAUGUGAAGAGACUAAAGAUCAUCAUAGAGUUGGUGCUCGAGAGUUUGGUAGAUGGGCAAGAGAUUUACAUAAGCAUGUAGAAUUGCCAAACCAACCUAGCCCAUUAUCAAAUUCCAUCAGACCAGCUGUACUUGGUAAUAGUUUUACACCCUUGAAUAUACCAUCAAGACCACAAUCACCUGUCAAGCUGUCUCGUUCAGAUGUACUUAACAACAACUUUUCAGAGAUUGCAAACACAUCUUCACCUAGACUUAACAAGGUUGCCACAGGAAAUGAAGACUUUGAUCCAGAUUUGGAUGACACUUUACCUUCUCCAUUACCAAUGCCGGAGAGGAAAUUGGAAUCUGAAAACGAAAUGAAUAGAAUGGUUGAAGAAGCUACUCCAAGAGUGACAAAAUCGUCACCAAACAAGUCUGCCUUGUUAGAAUUUGAAGACAGGGACGACAUUACACCGGGACAAAAAUCAUCAAUGUCAUUCCAGAAGAACAAACCAACUAAAGUACAGAGAGAAAGUUUCGAACACACGACAACACCAACGAUGGCAACUGCGUGGAAUUCAUAUGGACAACGUAGGGAUAGAAUUGGAAAAAGGCAACAAGCUGCGAAUCAAAGUGGAGGUGGAGGUGGAAAUGUUACACCAAAUGGUUCAACACCAUCAAACCACACAAGUCCAACAAAAUCUACUACCCCAAGUAAACCGGGAUUCAGACCUUUGAAUACAUCAGCACCUGCUCAAGGUGGGAUAUCGAAGGAAGCACCUAACAAACCCGUUGGAGUUUACAGACCACCAGCUGCUAGAAAGGAAAAAGAUAAUAAAGAGAUAGGAUAUGGGGAGAAGAAAGUUUAUAACAAUGGGAACGUGAAUGAGAAUGCAAAUACAAACAAAGAUGCUACCACUGCUAAUGCUAAUGAGCAGAGGCAAGCAGAAUUACGUAAAAUGCAAUCGCAAGUACCGUACAAGUCGUCCAGUUUUAAGACCGGUCCUCACAAGCCAACAACAAAAGGCAACAACAACGGAUACCAAGGUGCCAAUCAAGCCACCAAAUCGGCAACCAAUUCGUCGACGCAUAGAGCAAACGAGAGCGGACAAAGAGCGAUUGCGUCAAGACAACAACCAACAAGAGAAUUGGAGACCGAUAGCCAACAAACGAGCAAAUCGUAUAACAAGCACAAACCGACAAAGACUUUUGAACACAUCCAGCAAGCGCCGAAAUCAAGCAGGCCAUUUGCAAGGCUAGUUGGAUUACCGUUUGGACAUGUUCAUAGUGAGAGAUAG
Messenger RNA from Wallemia ichthyophaga EXF-994, 4680 nucleotides. Its product is annotated as Negative regulator of sexual conjugation and meiosi. NCBI's taxonomy places the organism in Eukaryota, Fungi, Basidiomycota, Wallemiomycetes, Wallemiales, Wallemiaceae. Gene Ontology annotation, biological process: peptidyl-serine phosphorylation; autophagy; autophagosome organization. Gene Ontology annotation, molecular function: protein serine/threonine kinase activity; protein binding; ATP binding. The transcript has 7 exons. Gene Ontology annotation, cellular component: autophagosome; cytoplasm. The coding region runs from base 1 to 4680 and encodes 1559 amino acids. The record is from RefSeq and is a predicted model, not a curated record.